Messenger RNA from Schistocerca gregaria, 1425 nucleotides. RefSeq names its product tektin-1. NCBI's taxonomy places the organism in Eukaryota, Metazoa, Arthropoda, Insecta, Orthoptera, Acrididae. The record is from RefSeq and is a predicted model, not a curated record. Gene Ontology annotation, cellular component: microtubule cytoskeleton; nucleus. The transcript is spliced from 7 exons. The coding region runs from base 1 to 1425 and encodes 474 amino acids. Gene Ontology annotation, biological process: cilium movement involved in cell motility; cilium assembly.
AUGUUGCAGCCUGUUGAGGCUCCGGGCUAUGUGCUGUCCCAAGAUGAUCCAUAUCCCUCACAGCCUGCUGUUCCAAGAUCAUACCGCUUGCCUCCAGAUGGUGGCCCUAUGCCAGCUGGGGGUGUGGGUCAGCAACUGGCUGAGGAUAGUGUACCUUUGGCACUGCCUGUGCCACCACCUUACCUGCCACAGCCAGAGGACCUGCCAGAACCACAGCUGGUACCAGCCACUGCAUGGCGCUCAGAGCCUGAAUGGCGUGCACACAACUCACGGGUCAUGUCAGCUGCUGCUGCUGCCGUGCACACUGCCAACAUGUCGGACACGGCGACGCGCCAGUGCAUGGAGCGGUCGGCGGCGACGACGGACUCCUCGCAGCGGGCGUCCACGGAGCAGCUGCGGGCGCGCGCGCACUCGCUGCACUGCGCGCUGGGCGAGCUGUCGCGCGCAGCCGAGGCGGCGGCCGGCGAGCUGUCGCAGCUGCUGGCGACGCGCCGCCGCCUGCGCGCCGCGCUCGACGCCCUGCGGCUGCCCGCCUGCAUCGUCGCCGAGUGCCUCGACCGCCGCAGAGACCGGCCCGGCGCCGAGCUCGUCGCCGAUUGCGCCGACCGCGAGCUGCGCAAGGAGCAGGCGAUGCUGUCGGAGGCAGCAGCCGAGGAGCAGCGCCUGCUGGAGCAGCUGGAGAGCCAGAAGGCGUCCGUGAUGGCGGCCAAGGCGCGCCUGGAAGCGGACUGGAGCGACAAGCGGCAGGCGCACCACAUCGAGGCGGCCAACGUGGCGCUGCGCAACGCCUCGCGGGACCUCUGCUGGCGGCCGGGCGCCGUGCGGGAGCCUAUGGGGCAGACGGACGAGGCUUCGUGGGCGGCGAUGACGCGGGAGAACGUGUCGGUGGCGGCAGCCGGGGUGCGCCGCUCCGAGGAGCUGCGGGGGCGCGUCGACGCGACGCUGGCCGCCGUCAGCCGCGCGCUGCGAUCGCAGGCCGACGCCGCCGACGCCGCGCUGGCCGAGCGCGCCGCGCACACCGACCAGUGCGCCAGGGACAUGCACGCCGACCUGCUGCAGGUGCUGGAGCGGACGGCGGCCACGGAGCAGCAGAUCGCGGACGUGAAGCAGGCGCUGCGCAACCACGAGGUGGCGCUGCGGAAGGUGCAGACGCGCCUGCACGCGCGCCUUGCCAGGCCCGGCGCCGAGAACUGCCGCGACGCGCCGCAGGCCGCGCUGCUGGAGGAGGCGCGGCAGGUGCAGGAGAACGUGGGGGCGCAGCAGGUGGAGCUGCGCCGGGCGCAGGCGGCGCUGGCGGCGCUGGUGGCGCGCCGGGCCGCCCUGGAGCACGAGCUCGCCUGCAAGGAGCGCGCGCUCGCCCUGGACCGCCGCUGCCGCGCACUGCGCGCCGGCUACCCCUCCACCACCACCCUGGCCGGCUACUGA